Lactuca virosa is the source of this 1767-nucleotide messenger RNA. The record is from the annotation of a GenBank genome assembly. Lineage: Eukaryota; Viridiplantae; Streptophyta; Magnoliopsida; Asterales; Asteraceae.
AUGUCCGCCGAUUCCUACAGUUGUGCAAACUCCGGCGGGGAAGGCCACCACUUCGGAGACGUAAGAGAGUCCUUCAAAAUCAUGGCCACCACUUCGGAUUCUGAGGAGGAAGUAAAGCUGGUCUACCUUGUACAUUUGACGAUGACAUCCAAUGGAAAUUGCAAGUACUCAUGCGCUACUGCUACUGAAACCCUAGAAUGGAUUCGCGCCAGUAUUGAUUUUAUAAACCCGUAUAGCUUUUUCUGGGAAUCUCAUGUCGUCAAUUUCCUCACGCAUGAACUAUGGAAAGCUGUUGAUAAAGAAUGGAUUGAUUGCUUGAGGAAAGAACCCGUUGAGUAUCUUGUUCAAAUUCCUUCUGGCUUUGUGCAGGAUCACUGGCCUUCAUCAUUAAAAAAGUUCAUCACUACCUCAAGCUCUCUUGCAUUUCCUCGUGAACAGGCAGAUUUGGAAAAGGUACUACCAAAUAUGCAGGUGGCUUUGCUAAAUGCUGUUAUAACCCAAGGCAUGAAUCCGAAGAAAAAACAUGAAAUAGAGGCUCUUGCGGGUGUUGUUAGUUCAGUAGCACGAGAUGUUGAAACUAAUACAGUAAUUGAUGUAGGUGCAGGCCAGGGUUAUCUUGCACAAGUACUCUCCUUUGAGUACCAGCUGUCUGUAAUUGCAGUCGACUCCUCUUCUCAUCAUGGAACAAUCACUCAUACACGCGCACAACGCAUUAAGAAACAUUAUGAUGCCAGAAAGCACAAAUCUAGUAGGAAAAUGCCCAAGACAGUGACAUGUUGUGUCCUCUCUUCAGACAUGCUGAAAGGUUUGCUUGCUGAACAAGAUACACACAUUGACAUGUGUUGUUCUUCAGUGCUUCUCACCGGUCUUCACGCUUGUGGGGAUCUCUCUGUAACAAUGCUGAGGACAUUUUUGGAGUGCGAACAAGUGAAAGCAGUAGUUAGCAUUGGAUGCUGUUAUAACUUGCUAUCAGAGGAAGAGGAAGAAACGAAAGAUGAUGAUGGUAUGUGUGGUUUUGGUUUUCCUCUCAGUAGAGGUGUUAAAUCAAGUGGCUUACAUCUCAGGAGAAAUGCACGUGAUCUUGCUUGUCAGAGUGCGGAUAGAUGGAGAGGUCUAGGGAAAGAUGAGAGUCUCCAUAAUUUUGAGAUGCAUGCUUUCCGUGCUGCCUUCCAGAUGGUGCUUUCAAAAUAUUUUCCAGAGACUUUGACAACAAGUCCUACAAUAGGGCGACAAGGAAAGGCUUUUCGCCGAAUCAUUACCAACAAUGUUGAAGACAGAUGUUCACUUUUUGAAAAAUUCAGCCAGUCUGCAAUGCAUCGUCUCAAUCUAAACAACAACAAGAAUAUUGAUUUUGCUGGGAUUUGGAAGAAAGCUGAACCGUUUUAUGAGGUGAUAGGGGCAUAUUGGUCACUUCGAGCGGCUCUUGGACCCGUAUUGGAAACACUCAUCCUUCUCGAUCGACUCUUGUUCCUCCAGGAGCAAGGCGUGGAAGCAUUCAUGCUACCAAUUUUUGAUCCUACCCUCUCCCCUAGAAAUAUCGCUCUCAUUGCCACCAAGAACAACAAAAGGCUUUAACUCCACUAAGCUUGACUGUGUUUGGUACGCUAGCUGAAAAACUAAUUUAUCAAUCAACUAUCUCAAAUAGCUUAUCAAAGAGCUGCCUUAUUAGUUACUAUAACUUAUUUUUGUGGUCUCAUCAAACAUUAAAUUGCAAUAAGCUAAAAAAAUAAAAAUAAAUAAAUAACCCUUCACAUGACUUCUUAUGAA